Pestalotiopsis fici W106-1 is the source of this 2805-nucleotide messenger RNA. RefSeq lists its product as uncharacterized. The transcript is spliced from 4 exons. Bases 1 to 2805 code for a protein of 934 amino acids. Gene Ontology annotation, molecular function: protein binding. NCBI's taxonomy places the organism in Eukaryota, Fungi, Ascomycota, Sordariomycetes, Amphisphaeriales, Sporocadaceae. The record is from RefSeq and is a predicted model, not a curated record.
AUGGCAGACGAGAUCGAGAGGCUCGUGUUGUCGCCGUUUCGGGAGAUUGUCGAAAAGGCAAAUCUCGCUGUCGAAAAUGCCGAUGCCGCAGACGACGAGCCGUCGGCGGCCCCAAUGCGCAAGGCGGCGCAGGCGCUGGCAAAGGAGGGAGAGAGAGCAUUGAAGAAGAUUGAGCCGCUGUGCAACAAGAACCAUGAAGAAUAUGCGAGCAGUUUCGUGGACGCAAUGAAGGAACAUGAGGAAAUUGCACAGUUCCGAUCUGAAUUAGAGGAUCUAUUAUGGGACUUUGACGAUUUUGUCGAAGUCGAUCAAUUUGAUGCUGACAAGUUUGAUGAACUUCAAAAAGCUUCAAGGCGGGCCGCGCCCAAGAUCGUGGACAUAUUAAAAAGAAUCAAGCUUGUUGCGCCCUCCGCAAUGCUUUCACCUUUGCUCGCCGAAGCCAUGUCAUCAUCGUCAGGCCGUGCCAGCAUCAUUGUGGACUCGCCCAUAGGUGUCAGCAGAGAGAUGCAAGAAGUUGAGCAGCGACUGAACGACAUGUCGGUCAUGGGCAGCCAAGCUGGACCCGAUUUGGGUGUGGAUGGGACUCUUGGCAGCCGAGGCAACUCGCGGACGGCUUCGCGACCUCUUAGUGACCUGGACAGAAACAGCUCACAUCAUUCGAAUCGAUCUUCAGAGCCCUUGGGAUCACCGCCCCGACCGCCGUCAACAGAUCCGUGGAGAGUGGACCAGCUACCACCUCCUGUUCCAGACGCCUCCUCGCCCGACGAUGGUGCAUCCAUUGAACGCCGGGCUCCGGUAUUUGGCGGUGAUUCGCCCACUCUGCCACCAGCGGUCCCAACUGCCGCUUCAAGAGGAACUUCGGACAGCGGCCGGAGAGAUACUCGGUAUUUGAGCGCAGAUACAUGGCCGCCACAGGCAGCAACCGUUCGUAUCGACCCAGAUCCGUCGUACUGGCGGGAUCAGGCACCGAAUGGCCGUAUGAGGGGUGACUCCGUAUCCAACAAGAGCACAUAUGAGAGCCACAGACAAACGUAUUCAAGUUUUGGCAGUGCCGAGCUCCCAAGAUACUCGAGUCAAUCCUAUGAUUCGAUACCCGACGUAACCAGGUCUCCUCUUGGCUCUCCUCACUUUGGUAAUCCCUCCCCAGCAAUUCCCGAGGAUAGUGCUGUCGACAAUUAUACUCACCGGCCUGGCCAUAACUCAGGAAAUCCCAUGAACUUCCCCCCUCGACAGGCUUCCUUGGCAGGCAAUAACUCGCAUCCGGUCCGCGCACCCUCCAUGGAUUCCCUCAACAGCUCAAUAUUCGACGUCGUGGCCGAAUACGGAUCCACCAGCCCCGUUGCCAGCACUCAACGUACUUCAUCUAACAUGUCCACGACGCCCGGAAGCCCAUACUCUGCCGGAGGACACCGACCGCUAUAUUCGACUCCGCCACCAGGUUAUAAAAGCCCUUUGCACUCGCCAGUGGGAACGAUCAGCAAUAACUCUUCAGCCACCAUAACUACACUUCAUGCUCGACCUCACACGAGCGGCGGUAUUAACAGGCCCCUACCCCCGACGCCAGAUCCUGGUCUAAUUCCGGUAGAAUCAGAAAUUCCCGAGAACCCUCAAAUGCCCCCUCGACAAUCCGAUUGCAGCAUAGGACCUCACUCCUCCUUCUAUCAAAUGAAGGGAUUUUGCAAAGGAGCGGAAAAUGUCAUGAGAGGCGACCUCGGCUUCAAGAAAAUCAAGCGACCUGUCGGUGGCUUUUCGCACACUACCGUGGCAAAGUGUACCGACUGUCUAUAUGAACUCGAUUUUGCCACGGUCGAGCAAGAUCUCAACAAUGACUCCAAGGGAAAUUACACAUCAGGCACAGUGGGUUUCCGGCUACGGGUCCUACAAAAGUGCCACUUGCCUAUUCGGCACAUUGACGAACAGCUCUACGGCUGUGUAUUCUGCAUCCACGACGGCAAGACCCUAGACGAGAGCGAUGCUACCGUUUUUUUCAAUCAAAAGCAGCUCUUUAUGCACAUGGCCCGGCAUCCGCGACCACUACCCAAGAUCCCGGGACUCACGGUGAUUGAGGGGAGCGAAACGCCCGAGACCUUUCGGGACAACUUUGAUCUGCACUUUGCCCACCCGCCCAUGCAGUCCGUCAUGGCGGGCAUCGCGCCCGAGAUCAGCAAGCUGCCGACCGCCGUGGCCACGGAGACGCGGAGGAACGCGCACGGCAUCAUGCGAUCCCCGCCCGACCGGGGCGCCGUUCUCCAGUUUGCCGUGGGCGCCAAGUUGGUCGGCAUCGAGUUCCCUGCCAAGUACGAGGGCAAAUGGGGCAUUGGGUGGCACGACGGAGUGCGCGCGGCUUUCGAGGCCGAGUCUGUUUUUCUGGACGCGCCGCCCAAGAGCGAGACGAGGAUGCAAGGGACCAGUUCCAUGCAGGCCGUUGCCAGAUGGAAGUGGUCCCAAAAGGGCGAGGGCAUGUGGUUGAAGUUUGACAAGGGGGACGUGAUCAAGAAUAUUAGCUGGACGUAUUCCGAUCACUGGUGCUGGUCAGGCACCUCGGGCAAGGGCUGGGGCAUCUUUCCACAGUCACACCUCGAACCGCACUCGCUCAAGAUCGUGAGACCGGGCGAGGAGGCAAGCGUCAGCAGCAACGAGAAGAAGUCGGGUCUGAGUCUCUUUUCCAUCAAGAGGAACACGGAGAAGAAGACGGACAAAAAGACUGGCGGACACGGCAAAAAGACCAACAGCCACAAGGAGGAAAAGGAACCCGGCCGUAAGUUGGCCGCCUCGGCCGUGUCCAUCACCGCGGAGGCCUGGUAG